AUGUCUCCAACUCCCUUGAUCAUGAUGGUCUUUGGGGACCGUCGUCGUCUCACCGCCCGUCCAGACACCUACCGCCAACUCAUGGAUGACGCUCGGAAUGCCUUUGGCAGCAAAGCAAUCAACCUGACCGUUCAUUGCACUCCGAAGUCUGGAGAACUGGAGUUUGAACUUGAUCAGUCAGCCUACAGAGUGGUCGAGGACGGUUGGGUCCUUCGCUUGGAGUCAAAGCCUGCUCCAACCAUUAAGCUCGAGGAUGAAUCCCAGGAAGCGCCCAAGCGGAAGCGAGCAUGCCCCAGUGACAUCGCCAGGUCAUCUCGGCGGCUCAUGAACGUCAUUGUCAUGACUUUAACUGGCAAACCCGUUCGGUUGAGCAUCUCGACAGCUGCCACCGUCGCAGACCUCAAAUCUGCCGUAGAGGCCGCAGAGGGCAUUCCCCUUGACCAACAGAGACUUAUCUACCGUCGUCAUCAAAUGGAGCCGAAAAGAACGUUGAGAAGUUACUCCGUCAUUGAGAACGAUACUAUUCAUCUAGUUCUCCGUUUGAGAGGUGGCAAACCGGCAAUCUACCUAUUGUCGCCUACCCAACUUAACAACGUCAGUGUCAUGGUCAACCUAUCUCACCAUUGGAGCUUUUCCAACGUCUACCCACUCGUCAAGGGGGCUGUUGGUCAGAACGACGUCUCUUGGCAGGUUUCUGCCAAACCGGAUGGUACUCUGAAUGAUACUGCCACAGGCGUCGAAUGCAGCUACCUGUUCUGGGAAGCUGAUGCCUUGGCCGAUCCAUCAUCCAAGGUCACAGAGACUCAUGGCUUCAACCCCCAGAAUCCUCUCGCGUACUUUGCUAACAACUACGUCCUUUCCUUCGACGACUUCGUACCCUACCUUGAUCAGGCCCUCACCAGCCUCACCCUCACCCCGGCGAUGCGGACCGAGAUGAUUAUAUACUGGCUUCCCAGGUUCCGGUCAAUCCGCGACAGAGGCUUCCAGAUCGCAUUUAACUUCAUCCCGCAGACUGAUUUCGAGAAAGCGGCCAAAUUGACCGUUACUCCGAGUCCUAGCACCGUCGCCAGAGUCUUUCUCGUCUUCAGAGGCGUAGUCGGUGGUAAGGACGAAGAUAAUCGUGCGAGACUGGAGAACUUGGACUGGCCCAGUAUGGUCGGCAUCGACGUGGACGGGAUGGAGGACCAGAGAAAGUUCCGCGUCAUGGAGUGGGGAGGUAUGGAGGUGAACAUGGAGGUCGCAUGA
Messenger RNA from Colletotrichum scovillei, 1245 nucleotides. RefSeq names its product polyubiquitin. Gene Ontology annotation, biological process: protein ubiquitination; modification-dependent protein catabolic process. The record is from RefSeq and is a predicted model, not a curated record. The transcript has 2 exons. Gene Ontology annotation, cellular component: nucleus; cytoplasm. Gene Ontology annotation, molecular function: protein tag activity; ubiquitin protein ligase binding. NCBI's taxonomy places the organism in Eukaryota, Fungi, Ascomycota, Sordariomycetes, Glomerellales, Glomerellaceae. Bases 1 to 1245 code for a protein of 414 amino acids.